AUGGAUGCACACCGCCUGUGUGAUAUGGCUUUGGAACUCGACUAUGAGCUGUUUUUCGAAGAUCUGCAGUCCCAUUUCGGCUAUAGUCAUAACAUCCGUGCGCUUCUGUGGGACCCGCGAAGUCAGAUUAUCGGAUUAGACUGUGAAUAUAUUAUCAGCGAAGCAAAAGAGGAACAACAGGAUGAGGACGUGAAGUGUUCGGUUGAAGAGAUUCAAAGGAAGCGCAAGAAGGGGAAUGAAAAAUAA
Messenger RNA from Penicillium samsonianum, 246 nucleotides. RefSeq lists its product as uncharacterized. The record is from RefSeq and is a predicted model, not a curated record. The coding region runs from base 1 to 246 and encodes 81 amino acids. NCBI's taxonomy places the organism in Eukaryota, Fungi, Ascomycota, Eurotiomycetes, Eurotiales, Aspergillaceae. The transcript has 2 exons.